GCAGCGCUGUGAGGACGGAACGGGGCAGCGACCGCGGCCGAGGGCAGGAGCGAGGGAGGCCGGGCGGGGGUCGCUGACUCGGGCCCCGGGCCGCCAGAUUAACACUAAAGCCCCACAAUGUCCUUGAAACCACGAGUAGUUGACUUUGAUGAAACAUGGAACAAACUUCUAACAACGAUUAAAGCUGUUGUGAUGUUGGAUUAUGUUGAAAGAGCAACGUGGAACGAUCGCUUCUCAGACAUUUAUGCUUUGUGUGUGGCCUAUCCUGAACCUCUUGGAGAGAGACUUUAUACUGAGACUAAAAUUUUUUUGGAGAAUCAUGUACGCCAUUUGCACAAGAGAGUUCUGGAAGCUGAAGAACAAGUACUGGUUAUGUAUCACAGAUACUGGGAAGAGUAUAGCAAAGGGGCAGACUAUAUGGACUGUUUAUACAGGUACCUCAACACACAGUUUAUUAAGAAGAACAAAUUGACUGAAGCUGAUCUUCAGUAUGGUUAUGGAGGGGUGGAUAUGAAUGAACCUUUGAUGGAAAUUGGAGAGCUAGCUCUUGAUAUGUGGAGAAAAUUAAUGAUUGAGCCACUGCAGGCCAUUCUUAUUCGGAUGCUCCUCCGAGAAAUAAAAAAUGAUCGCUGUGGAGAAGACCCAAACCAGAAAGUAAUCCAUGGGGUUAUUAACUCCUUUGUUCAUGUUGAACAGUAUAAGAAAAAAUUCCCCCUAAAGUUUUAUCAGGAAAUUUUUGAGUGUCCUUUUCUGAAUGAAACAGGGGAGUAUUAUAAACAAGAAGCUUCGAACUUAUUGCAAGAGUCAAAUUGCUCACAGUAUAUGGAGAAGGUUUUAGGUAGAUUAAAAGAUGAAGAAAUGCGGUGUCGGAAGUACUUGAAUCCCAGCUCAUAUGGCAAGGUGACUCAUGAGUGCCAGCAGAGGAUGGUAGCUGAUCACUUGCAGUUUCUACAUGCAGAAUGUCACAAUAUUAUCAGACAAGAGAAAAGAAAUGACAUGGCAAAUAUGUAUACUCUGCUCCGUGCUGUGUCCAGUGGUUUACCUCAUAUGAUUCAGGAACUACAAAACCAUAUCCAUGAUGAGGGCCUUAGAGCAACCAGCAAUCUUUCUCAGGAAAAUAUGCCAACUCAGUUUGUGGAGUCAGUUUUGGAAGUACAUAGUAAAUUUGUUCAACUAAUCAACACUGUUUUGAAUGGUGAUCAACACUUUAUGAGUGCCCUUGACAAGGCUUUGACAUCAGUAGUUAACUACCGGGAGCCCAAGUCGAUCUGCAAAGCACCUGAGUUGCUGGCCAAAUACUGUGACAACUUGUUAAAGAAAUCAGCGAAAGGAAUGACAGAGAAUGAAGUAGAAGACAAGCUUACAAGUUUCAUUACUGUUUUCAAAUACAUUGAUGACAAAGAUGUAUUCCAAAAGUUCUAUGCCAGAAUGUUGGCAAAAAGAUUAAUUCAUGGUUUGUCUAUGUCUAUGGAUUCUGAAGAAGCGAUGAUAAACAAACUAAAGCAAGCCUGUGGUUAUGAAUUUACCAGCAAGCUCCAUCGAAUGUAUACAGACAUGAGUGUUAGUGCUGAUCUCAACAACAAAUUCAACAACUUUAUCAAAAACCAGGACACAAUCAUUGAUUUGGGAAUUAGUUUUCAGAUAUAUGUUCUACAGGCUGGUGCAUGGCCUCUAACUCAGGCUCCUUCUUCUACAUUUGCAAUUCCUCAGGAACUGGAAAAAAGUGUACAGAUGUUUGAAUUAUUUUACAGUCAGCAUUUUAGUGGAAGGAAGCUUACUUGGUUACAUUAUCUUUGUACAGGUGAAGUAAAAAUGAAUUAUUUGUGCAAACCUUAUGUAGCCAUGGUCACAACAUACCAAAUGGCAGUGUUGCUUGCCUUCAACAACAGUGAGACUGUCACUUACAAGGAGCUUCAGGACAGUACACAAAUGAAUGAGAAGGAACUGACAAAAACCAUCAAAUCUUUGCUUGAUGUCAAAAUGAUCAACCAUGACUCAGACAAGGAAGAUAUAGAGACAGAGUCUACAUUUUCAUUAAAUAUGAACUUCAGCAGUAAACGAACAAAGUUUAAAAUUACCACAUCAAUGCAGAAAGACACACCACAGGAGAUGGAGCAGACCCGAAGUGCUGUGGAUGAAGACAGGAAAAUGUAUCUCCAAGCUGCUAUAGUCCGUAUCAUGAAGGCACGGAAAGUGCUGCGACAUAAUGCUCUUAUUCAGGAGGUAAUUAGCCAAUCAAGAGCUAGGUUUAACCCAAGUAUCAGCAUGAUUAAGAAGUGUAUUGAAGUCCUGAUAGACAAACAGUACAUAGAGCGAAGCCAGGCCUCUGCAGACGAGUACAGUUAUGUAGCAUGAUGUGCUGUCCUGCAGGUAUGAUUGUAAGGAGAUCAUUGCUGUCACUGUUUGGUGUGUUCCUGUGGGAAGAGGCAGGCCUGUGCCUCCAUAAUUGGUCACUUGGCAGCCCCUGUUUUUCUGCUGUUUACAACAUCACCAGUGCCAUGUCAUGAGCGUCAAUGAAAAUGCCUAUAGAUAUUUCAAGCUCAUGUCAUUAUGACAUUUCUUAAAACUUUACUAAAAGAAUGAGUGAAGUAUUGCUGACAUGUGGAGAAUUGGUUGGGUACCAUGCUUUUUUUUUUCCCCCUCCCCUUUCACGUUUGCAGUUGAUGUUUUUUAAUGUAUCUUAAGACAAAGUAAAAAAAAAAUCACACAAAAAACCUAAAUAUUGUAAUAUGACAGAUAACCUAAUAAUUGUAUCUACAUUAAAAUGUAAAAAAAAUGACGAACAUGAUACUGCUGCUUGUCAAAUAAAAAAAUAAAGUUAUAUAAUGUGUCUGGAAUGAUUGUAGAGCUGGAUAUAGCAUUAAUGUCUGUAAAUAUUAUUCAGGCCUGAAGAGUAGAAAUAAUGUUACGUGUUUGGGUUUUGGAUAACCUCAGAAGUAGGUCUGACAUAACAACUAAUUUAUAUAAAACUGAAUACCAGGUAUGUCAUGUUUGAUGUGAUUAUAAAAAAUAUUUAUGGUUCAGU
This is a messenger RNA of Melospiza georgiana, 3025 nucleotides long. It is a transcript of the gene CUL2, whose product is annotated as cullin 2. Gene Ontology annotation, cellular component: SCF ubiquitin ligase complex; Cul2-RING ubiquitin ligase complex. The coding region runs from base 118 to 2355 and encodes 745 amino acids. NCBI's taxonomy places the organism in Eukaryota, Metazoa, Chordata, Aves, Passeriformes, Passerellidae. The transcript has 21 exons. Gene Ontology annotation, biological process: protein ubiquitination; SCF-dependent proteasomal ubiquitin-dependent protein catabolic process. Gene Ontology annotation, molecular function: ubiquitin protein ligase binding. The record is from RefSeq and is a predicted model, not a curated record.